This is a messenger RNA of Helobdella robusta, 954 nucleotides long. RefSeq lists its product as hypothetical. The transcript is spliced from 8 exons. Gene Ontology annotation, cellular component: cytoplasm. Gene Ontology annotation, molecular function: deoxyribose-phosphate aldolase activity. NCBI's taxonomy places the organism in Eukaryota, Metazoa, Annelida, Clitellata, Rhynchobdellida, Glossiphoniidae. Bases 1 to 954 code for a protein of 317 amino acids. Gene Ontology annotation, biological process: carbohydrate catabolic process; deoxyribonucleotide catabolic process. The record is from RefSeq and is a predicted model, not a curated record.
AUGGGAAAUCCAGGCAUUCAAUUUGAUGAAUCAUGGCUGGCAAAUGUGAACAUCAAUUUGCCAGCUGUGAAAAGAAGAGCUCAACAAUUGUCUGGAAGAAGAACUGUUAAGAAAGAAUGGCAGUUGGCUUGGUUGUUGAGAGCUGUUACAUGCAUUGACCUGACAACUUUAUCGGGAGAGGACACAACUUCUAAUGUUCAGAGAUUGUGUCACAAAGCCAGCUCUCCUGUUAGGAAAGACCUUUUGAAAGCUAUUGACUGUGAUGAUUUAGGCUUAACAUGUGGAGCAGUGUGUGUUUAUCCCAACAGAGUUGAAGAUAGCAAAAAUUACUUGAAGUCAAUUUCUGCACAAAACAUUCCCAUUGCAUCUGUUGCCACUGGAUUUCCAGCCGGGCAAACACCAUUACACACAAGACUUGAGGAGAUUAAGUUUGCAGUUGAACAUGGUGCCAGUGAGAUUGAUGUUGUUAUCAAUCGUGCACAUGCACUGACUGGGAACUGGAGAGGAGUCUAUGAUGAAGUGAAAGAAAUGAAGGAAGCCUGUGGCAAUGCUCACAUGAAAGUUAUUUUGGCCACCGGUGAUCUUGGCUGUCUGACCAACGUUUACAAAGCCAGCGUAGUUUCCAUGUUGGCUGGAGCUGAUUUCAUAAAGACAUCGACUGGCAAGGAGGGAGUUAACGCUAUUUUGCCUGUUGCUAUUGUUAUGAUCAGAGCAAUCAGAGACUACUAUCAAAAAACAGGAAUAAAGGUCGGCUUCAAACCUGCUGGAGGCAUAAGAAGUGCAAAAGAUGCUCUUGUCUGGUUGUCAUUGAUGAAAGAAGAGUUGGGAGAUGAUUGGACAAAACCAAACUUGUUUAGGAUUGGUGCCAGUGCCUUACUGUUGGAUAUUGAGAGGCAGAUAUUUCAUAAUGUUACUGGCAAGUACGCAGCUCUGCAUGAGCUUGCCAUGGCGUAG